AUGCUGAAGAACACCUGCUACAGAGCUAUAGCAUCCAGAAACCUACAUAGAAGCAUCUGUACUAUUCCAAGACUUUCUUUUGUCGCUGUCCGCCUAGUACCAAACCAACGUUCCAAUGCACGCACAAGCAUUGUCCAACGACUACACUACUCCCAGACCUCUACUAACAAACCUAUCGAUCCAAAUGAGCUGAAUAAGAUGCCAUCUCAUCUUUACGAAGAAAAAGCGGAGGAAUUUUUAAACUCUCUGCUGGACAAGCUGGAGGAACUCGCUGAACAGCACCCGGAAGCCGUUUCCGACGUCGAAUAUUCUCAAGGAGUUCUCACCAUAGUCGCUCCUAACGUUGGAACUUAUGUAGUCAACAAGCAGCCACCUAACAAGCAGAUAUGGCUUUCAUCGCCCAUAUCUGGCCCUAAUCGGUACAAUUAUUACGAAGAUGAGUGGCUUUCUCUACGGGAUUCAACAAAUCUACGUUCAAUUCUGGCAGAGGAGCUUUCCAAAUCGAUAAAGGGUCACAAAAUAGUAUUGUAA
Eremothecium sinecaudum is the source of this 531-nucleotide messenger RNA. It is a transcript of the gene YFH1, whose product is annotated as ferroxidase. NCBI's taxonomy places the organism in Eukaryota, Fungi, Ascomycota, Saccharomycetes, Saccharomycetales, Saccharomycetaceae. The transcript has a single exon. Gene Ontology annotation, molecular function: 2 iron, 2 sulfur cluster binding; ferric iron binding; ferroxidase activity. Gene Ontology annotation, cellular component: mitochondrion. The coding region runs from base 1 to 531 and encodes 176 amino acids. The record is from RefSeq and is a predicted model, not a curated record. Gene Ontology annotation, biological process: iron incorporation into metallo-sulfur cluster; intracellular iron ion homeostasis.